This is a messenger RNA of Capsicum annuum, 391 nucleotides long. RefSeq lists its product as uncharacterized. The record is from RefSeq and is a predicted model, not a curated record. Gene Ontology annotation, molecular function: nucleic acid binding. The transcript has a single exon. The annotation marks the transcript as partial. NCBI's taxonomy places the organism in Eukaryota, Viridiplantae, Streptophyta, Magnoliopsida, Solanales, Solanaceae.
AUGGCAACUCCUUACCACCCACAGACUAAUGGGCAUAUGGAGAUUUCAAAUCAAGAGAUCAAAUCCAUCCAUGCUAGCAGACAAGAUUGGUCUAGGAAGCUUGAUGAUGCCUUGUGGGCAUAUAGAACAAAUUUCAAGACACCUAUCGGCAUGUCACUGUACCAAUUGGUUUAUGGAAAGGCAUGUAACUUGCCAAUUGAAUUGGAGCAUAAGGCAUUGUGGGUACUUAGGAUGCUGAUCUUGAUUCGGAAUGAAGCUUCGGAGUUGAGAUUGGGACAACUUAAUGAGAUGGAUGAGUUCUUUCUCGGAGCAUAUGAAAGGGCAGAUCUAUACAAAGAGAAGAUGAAGAAGUACCAUAAUCAGACGAUUGUAAAGCGAGAUUUUCAGAAAG